AUGUCAAAGAAGAAUGAUGAAGUCGAAAAACAAAAAGCUUACGACACUCGGUAUUCCCAGGCGGUCACCCAUCCAAGUACUAACCGAGCCCGACGUUGCUUAACUUCAGUGAUCGGACGAGAACUGGUGUAUUCAACGUGGUAUGGCCGUAAGCGUCUAUCUCUCUUUUCGAUGUUACUUUUAACAAUAUUACGAAUCACAAAUAGUUUUCGAAGUGAAUAUGAAUAUGAUGGUCAUUCCGACUCAAGUGAAAACAAAACUUGGGCGGUCACCCAUCCAAGUACUAACCGAGCCCGACGUUGCUUAACUUCAGUGAUCGGACGAGAACUGGUGUAUUCAACGUGUCAAAUAUUUCUUAUACAAGCCUCAUCAGAUUUAAGGAAUGUUUCGUCAGUUUUAAAUGAUCUCUUAAAAUCUUAUGAUCGACAUCAUCGACCCACUUAUGGAGGCGAACCGGAUAAAGUUAUUGUGGAUAUUUAUGUUCGUAGUAUGAGUGGCAUCAGUGAACUUGAUAUGGAAUAUUCUUUCGACUGUUUUUUUCGACAACGAUGGACGGAUACACGUUUGACAUAUAACCAAACAUCGGUAAUGAAUUACACGUCAUUGCCCGUCAGUUUUCAGAUGUUUUCAAAAAUCUGGAAGCCUGACACAUAUUUUUACAAUGGUCGACGUUCAUAUAUUCAUUCUGUACCUCAUGUUAAUCGAUUUUUUCGCAUCGCGAAUGAUGGCACUAUUCUAUAUUCUCAACGUUUAACUAUUCGAGCCUCAUGUGUAAUGGAUCUACGAAAUUUACCACUUGACGCACAAUAUUGUACCUUGCUGAUCGGAAGUUUUGCGUACAAUAGUGAAGAAACUGUCUAUGAAUGGAAUAAUAAUAGUGCUGUUGAUCUUCAGAACAAUUUGGUUAUGAAUCAAUUUUCCCUAAUUGAUGCAACUGUAGGCCAACGAAUCCUUAUUAGAGACAAUCGAACUCGAUCCAUAGUUUACGUUGUAUUUGCAUUUCGUCGUCAUGUCGGCUAUUUUCUAUUGCAAUUAUAUAUUCCCUGUAUACUUAUUGUCUUCCUGUCAUGGGUCGGUCUCUGGUUAAAUCGUGAAGCAACAAACGAUCGAAUUAAUUUAGGCGUAACAACUGUACUAACACUUAUAUUUGUGAUUAUUGAAGGAAAAAAAGAUUUACCAAAAGUUUCCUAUGCGACUGCGCUGGAUUUAUUUCUUGCUGUUUGCUUUAUCUUCGUGUUUUCCACAUUGUUCGAAUUUGCACUUGUACAUUAUUACACGAAAGCACGAACCGGUGACUUGAAUGAAAAUAUGCGCGACUUGGAAGAUUACGUUAUCCGAAGCGAUAAAACCAAUACAAAUGAGCAUGACGAACCAAACAGUGACAUUCAUUUACUUUAUCGUGCAUCAGUAGCUGGUACAUCAUCGACGAGCAGUACAACAUCGGGCAAAAAGUCAUGUCGGUUUUGGCGAAAUUUUCAUUGUAAACCAGCUUAUUCAAAAUUUCAAGGACGAGCACUAAAAAACAUUUUUUACGCAAACAGUGAAAGUCGAAUCGACGUUCUAGCACGUACACUGUACCCAUUAGCUUUCUUCCUAUUCAAUUUUAUCUAUUGGCCAUAUUAUUUAUACGCAAGUCGACAACAAUCUAAAGGUGUACAAAUAUAA
Adineta ricciae is the source of this 1665-nucleotide messenger RNA. NCBI's taxonomy places the organism in Eukaryota, Metazoa, Rotifera, Eurotatoria, Adinetida, Adinetidae. The record is from the annotation of a GenBank genome assembly.